This is a messenger RNA of Emiliania huxleyi CCMP1516, 566 nucleotides long. RefSeq lists its product as hypothetical. The record is from RefSeq and is a predicted model, not a curated record. Lineage: Eukaryota; Haptophyta; Isochrysidales; Noelaerhabdaceae. The annotation marks the transcript as partial. The transcript has a single exon.
AUGUCCUGCGGCGACGAGGCGGCGUGGCAGGAUCAAAGCAUCGUCUGCGGCGACUGCAAGGUCCUGAUUGACCGGUCCGUCAACUUAUACAGCACGUGCGCCGUGUACUGUGCGUCGAUAGGCCGAGUCUGCACGCAGGGAUACCAAAACACCGACGGAUGCAGCGUUCCCGAUAACAUCACGUCACCGAUAACCUGUAGCACGUGGAUCCAGUCUAGCAACGCGAUCUGCGAGUGCGGAGCGCCCGGUCUGUGCGACAUCUGCCCCGAAUCGACGUACAAGAGCGACACCAUUGCCGGCUACGGCUGCUGUAAGCGCGACGGUGAGACAUUUGCCUGCGACAACACUGCAGACUGGAUCGGCGACACAAACUACCCUGAAACGGGCCUGCCCGUGGGGGUGAACAAGACCGAGUGCGUGUUUCAUCCCGACAAGUACCUUUGGGUCCCGUACACGUGCAAGGACGCGCACGCAUACUGGACGGCAGGCGCAAACCGCGGCACGUAUAUCGAUUACUCGUGCCCCAUAGCGGUUGCGUUCUGGGAGACGGGCGGAGACCCGGGCGG